This is a messenger RNA of Dovyalis caffra, 1464 nucleotides long. NCBI's taxonomy places the organism in Eukaryota, Viridiplantae, Streptophyta, Magnoliopsida, Malpighiales, Salicaceae. The record is from the annotation of a GenBank genome assembly.
AUGGGGAAACGAGGGAGUUGGUUCUCUGCUUUGAAGAAAGCCCUCGGUUCUUCUAAGAAAUCCAAAUCAAAGAAGAAAUGGUCAGAAAAAGAGAAGAACCCGGAUCUAGCUGUUUCUUCAUAUGAAGAAACCGCUGUAUCCUCUCUUUCUCCUCCGCGUCCACUACCUCCUUCUACAGAUGUGAAAUUAUCUGAAGCUGAGAAUGAGCAGAGCAAGCAUGCGUAUUCUGUGGCACUUGCCACUGCUGUGGCAGCGGAGGCAGCUGUUGCGGCCGCCCAGGCUGCUGCAGAGGUUGUUCGGCUUACUACAACGACACGUUACUCAGGAAAAUCCAAGGAGGAAAUAGCUGCAAUCAAGAUUCAAACAGCAUUUAGAGGAUACUUGGCAAGGAGGGCAUUGCGUGCUUUGAGAGGGCUGGUGAGAUUGAAGUCAUUGAUACAAGGACAAUCUGUCAAACGGCAAGCGACUGCCACAUUACGAGCUAUGCAGACUCUUGCUCGUGUGCAGUCUCAGAUUCGUGCAAGAAGGAUCAGAAUGUCAGAGGAGAACGAGGCCCUUCAAAGGCAGCUCCAGCAGAAAUGUGACAAAGAACUUGAGAAGUUGAGAGCUGCUAUUGGAGGACAAUGGGAUGAUAGCCCACAAUCAAAAGAACAAGUUGAAGCCAGCUUACUGCACAAGCAAGAAGCUACCAUGAGAAGAGAAAGGGCACUGGCUUAUGCAUACUCGCAUCAGCAAAAAUGGAAGCACUCUUCAAAAUCAGCAAAUGCUACAUUUAUGGACCCAAACAAUCCUCAUUGGGGAUGGAGUUGGUUAGAGAGGUGGAUGGCAGCCCGACCUUGGGAGAGCCGAAGCACAGUAGAUAACAAUGAUCGGGCCUCAGUUAAGAGUACAGCAAGUCGUGCCAUGUCUCUUGGAGAAAUCAGCAGAGCUUAUUCUCGUCGUGAUCUUAACCGUGACGAUAAACCUUCUCCUGGUGUCCAAAAAUCGAGCCGACCUCCCAGUCGUCAAUCACCUUCUACUCCCCCUUCUAAGGCACCAUCUACAUCUUCAGUAACGAGGAAAUUAAAGCCACCAAGCCCUAAAGGGAGUGCUUGGGGUGGAGAUGAGGACUCCAGGAGCACAUUCAGUGUCCAGUCUGAAAGGUAUCGGAGACAUAGCAUCGCAGGGUCAUCAGUAAGAGAUGAUGAGAGUCUUGCAAGUUCACCUUCAGUUCCAAGUUACAUGGCAUCCACACAGUCACAGUCAGCGAAGGCAAAAUCCCGCUUGCCCAGCCCAUUAGGGAUAGAAAAUAACGGGACACCAGAUAAGACAUCGGUGGGUUCUGUAAAGAAGCGGCUUUCAUUCUCUGCUUCACCAGCUGGAGCAAGGAGACAUUCUGGUCCCCCUAGGAUGGAAGCAAGUGCCAUUAAAGACAUUCAAGUGCACACAGAAGAGAAAAUGAGCAAUGGAGUAAGCAGCAGGUAG